Molecule: messenger RNA, 2367 nt
Organism: Pyrus x bretschneideri (Chinese white pear)
Lineage: Eukaryota; Viridiplantae; Streptophyta; Magnoliopsida; Rosales; Rosaceae
Exons: 3
Coding region: 553-1956 (467 amino acids)
Biological process (GO): carbohydrate metabolic process
Molecular function (GO): hydrolase activity, hydrolyzing O-glycosyl compounds
Source: RefSeq, a predicted model, not a curated record
UUAAAUUAAGGCUAAUUUAAAAUCACUUUUAAGUAGAUAUGUGAACACAUUAUUUAUUUAUUUAUUUUAAUAAUUUCACAACCUUGAAUGGUAUUGAAGUUCCACGCGUAAACUGGGACUCACGAACCCUGUCGUGUUUACAGUGAAAAUUUAAAGGCAAGAAUUUUGUUUUUGGUUAAUAAUAUAAGUGGUUGCUCAUCAAGUAAGUAAAUUGAAGUAGUAAAAAUAUUUAAUUCAGAAUCCAGGAAGAAAAUAUGUUUUCCUUUGAAAAUCUUGCGGAUAUAUCUUUCUCAAACAGCACAGACCUCAUUUGGUCCCAAGUCAACGUCAUCAACCUUCAGAUCCAAUUUCAUCAGGAAACAAGGGCCCGGAUUUUGUUUUUCUCAGCUCUCUCUGGAUUUUUCUUGGUUUCCCACUUUGUUCAAGUAGUAAUCGAGCAACAAUAUCAUUAGCAAAAUGCAGGAAUUUCAGCACAAACUCAUGCUCAGAUGUUUUCAGGUUUCAUUUUGUUAAUUGCAGCAUUAUCUUGGAGAGAAUAAAAAGGAUGAGAAAAUGACGAUCAGGAACAAAUACAGGAAACCAACCACUUUCCGUUGCAAUGCAGGGAGCAGAUGUUCAACGUCUGCUGUGGUGUGGAGCUUGGUGGGAUGUCUUCUUAUGUUUCAUCUGUACACUCUUGUUCGCCAAAAGGAUAGGUUAGGAGGAGCAAUUCAAUUUCGAGCGAGUCAUCACCCACUGUUCCAGGAACUUGAACAGGUGGAAGAGGAAAACAUCCAACUUCCUCCGCCGCGAAAGCGAUCCCCACGUGCUGAAAAAAGAAAACCAAGGCGACCAACUACUCUGAUUGAUGAAUUUCUUGAUGAGAAUUCUCAAAUUAGACACGUAUUCUUUCCCCAGAAGCUUGAUAUUGGUCCAAUGAAGGACACAGGAAAUGAUAGCUAUUACUAUGACCCUGGGAGGAUUUGGUUGGAUACUGAUGGAUAUCCUAUUCAAGCCCAUGGAGGUGGUAUUCUAUUCGAUGAAAAAUCAAGGACAUACUAUUGGUACGGGGAGUAUAAAGAUGGCCCCACAUACCAUGCUCACAAAAAAGGAGCAGCUCGGGUUGACAUCAUAGGAGUGGGUUGCUAUUCUUCCAACGACUUAUGGAAAUGGAAAAAUGAAGGUGUUGUAUUGACAGCAGAAAAAGCAAAUGAAACACAUGAUCUCCACGAAUCCAAUGUGCUUGAGAGGCCGAAAGUGAUUUACAAUGAGCAUACAGGGAAGUACGUUAUGUGGAUGCACAUUGAUGAUGCUAACUAUACUAAAGCUUCUGUUGGCGUUGCCAUUAGUGAUUACCCAACCGGUCCUUUUGAUUAUCUCUACAGCCAACAACCCCAUGGAUUUGAUAGUAGGGACAUGACAAUCUUCAAAGAUGAUGAUGAUGGUGUUGCUUAUCUAAUAUACUCCUCCGAGGACAAUAGUGAACUUCAUAUUGGACCACUGACUGAAGAUUACCUUGACGUGACAAAUACCGUGAGAAGAAUUCUUGUGGGACAACAUCGGGAAGCCCCGGCUCUAUUCAAGCAUGAAGGAACUUAUUACAUGAUUACUUCAGGCUGCACCGGAUGGGCUCCUAAUGAGGCACUGGUGCAUGCAACAGAAUCAAUCAUGGGGCCAUGGGAGACCAUGGGAAACCCCUGUGCUGGAGGGAACAAAGUGUCUCGACUUGCUACAUUUUUUGCACAGAGCACAUUUGUGCUUCCUGUGCCUGGAUUUCCUGGUUCAUUUAUCUUCAUGGCAGAUAGAUGGAACCCGGUGGACUUGAGAGACUCAAGAUAUGUAUGGUUGCCUUUGAUAGUAGGGGGGCCAGCUGACCGGCCCCUCAAUUACAAUUUUGGGUUCCCGCUAUGGUCAAGAGUGUCAAUAUAUUGGCAUAGAAAAUGGAAACUUCCUCAGGGGUGGAGCGGGUCGAAAUGAAAUAGGGUCUCUCUUACGUCAUCUGUGUGUCUUAUGUAUGAAGACCUUGGAUAUUCUUUCACUGGCUUGCCAUGGUGGUUGUGUUACUGUAAAUGAAGAGCAUAUAGUCCACUUGCACGCAGAAGAAACGAAUACGAGUUUGUAGAAUGUUUCCGUCUCAAGCAUCACCGAUGAACCCCUCUUUUGGUUAGAUUGUGUUAAUAUUAGCUUUGAGGAAGAAUGCUUGCUUGCGGAAACAGAUUGCUAAUCACAUAAAAGUUUUCGAAUAACACUUGGUUUCGUCGUUAGUUCAAGUUCUAUUGCGAGUGUGACUGAAGAUUUUCCUUUGAUCCUUUCUUUCCAGGUUCUUUGAAAGUGUAACAUGUACGAAAAUAUGAAACAAAAUGAAAGAUUGAUUGGCAAUUGUAGUAA